AUGAAGUGUUCAGAUAUAUAUUUGAAGCUUCACAUGUUAAGAUAUUCCUUCUGCCACACAUUUUUCAUCUAUGGUGCAUCUUUUGAAGGCUGACAAGUUUACAAGAAUUUUAUUCUGUAGGGCAGUGACAGAAACCCCAGCAGAGGACUUGGAACAUAUUUGAUUAAGUGUGAAGGCUCAUAGUUAAGGCUUCCCUGCUUAACAUGUCUCCAUACAUCAUCUUCAGGCACUCGUGGAGAAUGUGGGCCCUGCCUGGCUGUUGGAUCCAGUGAAGAAUGUGCAGCACUGUGGCACCAGGAAGCAGGAGCCUGUGAGGAGUAUAUGAGCCUUUGCUGUAUAAAGACCACUGAUCAUCAUGAUCCUUCAACACCUCAACAACCUCACCACCAAACGUAUAAUCCUGGCCAGCUCUUCACCCAGAAGGAAAGAAAUCUUGCAGAAAAUAGGGCUGAGAUUCACUGUCAUGCCUUCAGAGUUUGAGGAGACACUUGACCCAAAAAGCUACAGUCACCCAAGCCAGUUUGUGAUUGCCACAGCUCGGGGGAAGGCAGAGGAAGUGGCCCAAAGACUGAGUCAACCUUACCCACACAUUGUCAUUGGAGCAGAUACAUGUAUUAGUCUUGAGGGGCAAGUGUUCGGCAAGCCUAAAGAUGUAGAUGAUGCCACGAGGAUGCUUAGCAAGUUCAGCAGCAGGAGUCAUGAGGUGCUGACUGGGGUGUGUAUACUGGUGGGGCACGGUAGUGGUGAUGGCUGGAGGGAGAUUUCCUUCUGUGAGACUACUGAGGUCCAGUUUGCUGAGCUGCCACCAGAUGUCAUAAAGGCUUAUGUGGAUACUGGGGAGCCUAUGGACAAGGCUGGUGGGUAUGGCAUCCAGGGUCUUGGAGGCACCCUGGUGGAGGGCAUCAGGGGAGACUACUACAAUGUGAUGGGUUUCCCGCUGCACCGGUUCUGUCAGCAACUUGCCCCAGUUCUGGCUGAGGAGAGACUGGUGUCCUAGCCCAGUAAGUGCUCCUGUGUACUAUUGCCUGUGUGACAACAGUAGAGUUGGAUCACCUGAAGAUCCGCCACCCCAGCCGCACUUGGGGUGGCAGAUCUUCAGGUGAGACAAUCUGGGGUGGCGGAUCUUCAGGUGAUCCCAUACUUUUAAUGAAGUAAACUUUUUUCUGCAUUUUUUAUAUCCGCUCAGUUUUUUAAUGCGUUCAUGUUGUUAGGUUAGGUUAGGUUAGGCUAACCUAACCUAACCUAACCUAACCUAACCAAGUGAGAGAGUCUGGGGUGGCGGAUCUUCAGGUGAGACAAUCUGGGGUGGCGGAUCUUCAGGUGAUCCCUGUGGGGUGGCGGAUCUUCAGGUGAUCCGUAGAGUUGUUAUCAUGGGGCUAAGUAUUUAUUAAGGGAGCAUUAAGUAUUUAUUAAGGGAGGGUCAUUGAUGAUGAGUGUGAUAUAUUUUGUCCUGUUUAAAUGUAAAAGUUAAUUAGGUUUUCAUACAAGUGAGAAAUCAGCCAUGACAUUCUCCCAAGUCUCAGGGAAUAGUUAAAUGUGAGGGCUGUUCGAUUUCAAAAGUUUGGUCAUGGAAGUUUUAGGUUUAAAAUUCCAGAAAUUUGUCAGAGGCAUAAUACAUAUUUGGAUAUCCAGAUUGCAAGAUGUAUUGUAAAGCUGAUUUAUUAUAAUUUCUAUUUAUUAUCUAUUAGAUGAUAAAGUUUUAUCAUAUGACAUCCCCUUCUAUCUCUACAUGUGCAAGUGAAAAACUUUCAGGUUAUUAUUGUUGUUACUUAUUUAUUAUAUUUCAAUCACAGAGCUGUGUUUGUAUUUUAGUGGAUUGGUUGUGUCAUAAUUAGAGCCAACAUGAUUAGUAAUGACUACAAAUAACUAUCAUUUAUUAUACAGUGUAAUAAGUGUAAUUUUUACCAUUACACCAUAUUCAGGGAUCAGGACAAAUGAUGCUUAAGAAAGAAGGAAUUUUAAGUGUGUUAUCAGGGGAUGUUUGGAUGGACCCAUUUGAAAGACCACUAUAUAGUAUAGGUUUUCUUUAAUGAUGACAAUGAAUUCUGACAAGAUGAAGCCAUCUCCAAACUAUCAGGCAGUGCACCACAGGCAAACACUGUUACUAUAUCCCAUUCUAAUACACAAAGCUGAGAAGGGUAAGGCACGGAGGUGUUGUCAGAAGUGAGGGAAUGAUGGACAAACAUGAAUGAGCAGCUACCCAUGAGUGAAACACUAAAGGUUUCCUUGGAUCUUUGUAGUUAUUGGUCCCACAUUUAAAAUGUUCUGUGUUUACUGUCAUUCUGCUAGUGCAAAUGAACCACUUACUGUUUACUGAAUGACACUGCCCAGUAAGGGCUCUGCUCAAAAGUGAAGGGUUUGCACUUUUACCUCAUCUGGUAACACUGCUUUGGAAGUGAGAGAAACCCAUGCAGCAACCAGUGCCUGUCAGGCACUGCCCACCCAAUAGUGUGGACACGGCUUAAGUGAAAACACAGGGAGCACUUUACAUUACUAGUGCAGGCAGGCUGGCAGUGACACAUUCACAUGCACAAGUAGCAGAGGGAUAUUGAGAAAUCAUAAAUGAGCAAAUUGAUAAAUUGACCCGUAAGCCAUGUCCACACUAUCAGGAAGGGCACUAGUUGCUGCAUGGGUUUCUCUCGCUUCGCUUCUAAAACAGUAUUACUAGAUGAGGUAAAAGUGCAAACACUUCACUUAUGAACAGAGUGCCCUUAACAGGCAGCAUCUGCCUGUAGUAUCUAUUCCACAUCGCUCGAGGUGGUUUGGUUGGGCAGUUAAGGUCGUUCAGUACACAGCAAGUGGUUCAUUUGUACUAGUAGAAGGAUAGUUGGACAUGAUGACACUAUACACAGAACACUUUAAAUGUGAGGCCAAUAACUACAUGGAUCUGAGGAAACCUUUUACGUUUUGCACCACUUUUUUUUUUUUUUUUUUUUUUUUUUUUUUUUUUUUUUUUUUUUUUUAUGUAAGGACACUGGCAAAGGGCAACAAAAAUCAAUAAAAAAAAUGCCCACUGAAAUGCCAGUCCCGUAAAAGGGUCAAGGCAGUGGUAAAAAAUUGGUGGAUAAGUGUCUUGAAACCUCCCUCUUGAAGGAAUUCAAGUCAUAGGAAGGUGGAAAUACAGAAGCAGGCAGGGAGUUCCAGAGUUUACCAGAGAAAGGGAUGAAUGAUUGAGAAUACUGGUUAACUCUUGCGUUAGAGAGGUGGACAGAAUAGGGGUGAGAGAAAGAAGAAAGUCUUGUGCAGCGAGGCCGCGGAAGGAGGGGAGGCAUGCAGUUAGCAAGAUCAGAAGAGCAGUUAGCAUGAAAAUAGCGGUAGAAGACAGCUAGAUAUGCAACAUUGCGGUGGUGAGAGAGAGGCUGAAGACAGUCAGUUAGAGGAGAGGAGUUGAUGAGACGAAAAGCUUUUGAUUCCACCCUGUCUAGAAGAGCAGUACGAGUGGAACACCCCCAGACAUGUGAAGCAUACUCCAUACAUGGACGGAUAAGGCCCUUGUACAGAGUUAGCAGCUGGGGGGGUGAGACGUCUCAGAACACCUAACUUCAUAAAAGCUGUUUUAGCUAGAGAUGAGAUGUGAAGUUUCCAGUUCAGAUUAUAAGUAAAGUACAGACCGAGGAUGUUCAGUGUAGAAGAGGGGGACAGUUGAGUGUCAUUGAAGAAGAGGGGAUAGUUGUCUGGAAGGUUGUGUCGAGUUGAUAGAUGGAGGAAUUGAGUUUUUGAGGCAUUGAACAAUACCAAGUUUGCUCUGCCCCAGUCAGAAAUUUUAGAAAGAUCAGAAGUCAGGUGUACUACCAGAUGAGGCAGUUUCUGAUGUUUCACUAAGUGCACUCAUGUGCAGCUAGCUGUUUGUUCAUGCUUGCCCAUUAUUUCCUUGCUUCUGAUGACAUCUCCAUGCCUGCCACUUAGGGAUGAUGUGGUAACAGUUUUCAUGUGGUGUACUGCCUGAUGGUGUAGACACAGCUUUAUCUUGCCAGAAUUUAUUUUCAUUACAGCAAACCUAUACUUUACAGAGUGUCUCUUGAGUUAAGGGACAUACUUCAGGAUUUGAUAGUUCAAGUAAUUCUAAGUUGAAAAUACUCUAUACACAUGCUGUGUUUUGCUUUAUUUUGCAAGAAAUUAGCAUGUAAGUUGUGUGUUGUGGGAAGUACUUGUCUCCACCUCCUUCCUUCCCGCCUCUGCUUGCUAUAUACUCGAAUGGCAUUGUGAUAAUUUUUUGUGUACAGUCCAUGCAGUCAAAGCCUUACAAGAAACAGCAAAUGACAGAUUAAAUUUUUGUGUGUGUCAGUGGAGAAAAUGUUCAGAUAAUACAGCAAUACGGUGGUUGUUGAGUGCUACUUUUUAAACAUAACAUGGCAACUCACUGUAACUGUCACCCCCAUGCCUCAACACCAAACAGUUGACAUUUUAACACUAAAGUGACAGCCCUUGUUAAUCACCUGACUGCCAAGGUGCAUCUUUGUGCUAUAGUGAAGAUGCCUUUCACAUUCAGUAACUGAAUGUGAAAGUGUAUAAAUACUGAGUAUUUGAACAUGAUAUUCAUGUAAUAUGACAUGAUAUUCAUUCUGAGAUGGAAAUGCCCUGGCUGCAGCAGCAGAAUACAGACGCAGGUACCCAGACAGAAGACACCCAGAUACCCGGGUAUUGUACAGAGUGUAUCAGCAUCUCUGUGAGAGAAGAUGUAGCCUGUCCCCAGUAUUUCUGCAGCAGCUGAAUGUAUGUGAACAGCUCAAGAUGAUAUUGUCCAGAUGAUGAUAUGAAGCCCCACCAUCAGUACAAGAAUACAAACACAAAUGAUAUGAAGCCCCACCAUCAGUACAAGAAUACAAACACAAAUGAUACGAAGCCCCACCAUCAGUACAAGAAUACAAACACAAAUGAUACGAAGCCCCACCAUCAGUACAAGAAUACAAACACAAAUACACAAAUAUGUAAGAGGGCAAAAUUCACAGAACAUAGCACAAUUUCUCAUUACUUAGAAAGAAUGUUUAAUCUAAAGGGACAUUUACAGGAUUGGUAGGAACACCAGGCAGUCCGUCAUGAAGCUGGUAAGUUGCCAUGUAUGUUUAAAAAGUAGCAUUUAACAACCACUAUAUUGCUGUAUUUGUGUAGGUUGUACACAAAAAAUUAUCACUUAAUUGCCGUGCAGUGCCACUCAAUUACACAGCAAGCCGAGGCGGAAAGGAAGGAGGCAGAGGCCCCACCCAGGUGAGCAGUUCCCACAACACACAACUUGCACAUGAAUUUCUAACAAAAUAAAUCAUAGUACAGCAUGUGUUCAUAAGAGUAUUUAUGACUUAGAAUUAUUUGAACUAUUAAAUCCCACAGUAUGUACUUUAAUUUGUGGGACACCCUGUAUAGUGGUCUUUCAAAUUAGUAUGUGGUGUUUGUCCCUUGUGCAUAAUGUUCUGGGGAUUCCAGUAUGUAGUGUAGCCCUGAUCACAUGAUAACCCCAUAGAUAGUGAGAUUUGCUGCCCAUUUUAGUAGCUAGAUUUUAGAAUCCAGUGCAUUUUAUUGUUCAGUAUAUACAUACAAGAGUAAAUAACAGGGCAUAGAAUACAGUUGCAUCAUUAGUACUCUUAUCUGUUAUCGAAUAGCAGUGUGAUUUGUCUAUAACUGAUCUGUCGCCUACCAGUUAAAAAUCUCAAUGGACAUAAAGCCACUGUAAAUUUUCUUUGCACACCUUCAUGUGGUAACUUGUGAAAAACAAUGUCACUUAAUUUUGUUACAGGCAAUAAAUCAUGGAUUGUAAAGAAUAACAAAACACUUGUAAAAUUGUAGAGGUUGGGUGAUAAUCAUUAGAACACAAAUUUUCUAGGUAUUUAGGUUGCAAGAAAAGGUUAACAUGAAUCUGACCCAAAAGUACCACACUUCAAGGAAAGGUUAAGAUGAAUCUGACCCAAAAGUACCACACUUUUUUUACAUACAAAUGACAAAGAUAGGAUUAUGUUGAACUGCGAGUAUUUUAGACUACUGGAAUUAAUGGAAAGCAAAAGAAACACAGUAAAACCUUUGUAACUCAGAAUUCAACAAAGUUGACAAGGAAAUAAAAUAUUUGUUAAAAACAA
Molecule: messenger RNA, 6065 nt
Organism: Scylla paramamosain (green mud crab)
Lineage: Eukaryota; Metazoa; Arthropoda; Malacostraca; Decapoda; Portunidae
Product: probable bifunctional dTTP/UTP pyrophosphatase/methyltransferase protein
Exons: 6
Coding region: 356-997 (213 amino acids)
Molecular function (GO): nucleoside triphosphate diphosphatase activity
Source: RefSeq, a predicted model, not a curated record